AUACCUGUUGCUUGUAAUGCACUGUACAGUAAGAAAUAUAAUUUGUCACAUAGUAUCGUGUACUGUUGUACGUUUCAGUCAUGUAUACUCAAAUGCACACUAUCACCGACGGGUUAAAAUGUUUACUCAGAACUUCAUGACUAAAAUAACAAACUUUUUAAGGUGUCUGCAUACAAAACUACAGGGCGUUUCCAUACGCGCUCCUCCACUCGUCGCCCAUCCUUCAAGAUGGGGUCAUCUAGUAUUGAGUGGGGUUCAAUGGGAAAUACCGAAAGGAGAUGAGAUAGCACUAACCUGUACAUCUAGAGAUCCGAGUGAGGAGUUCGAGACAGAUGCUCAACUGCUACAAAUUCUGGAUAAGGUGCGAAAGUGUCUCGAGAUCAGCUACAUUUCUACCAUCCUUGCAGAUUAGAAAAUGUUUCCCGAGUGCGUGCCAGCCCUGCACGAUCUCUGACUCUCUGACCGAAUACUGACAUGACCCUAGAUCGGAGCACUAAACUAUAGUAUUGUAUCAACAUUGUGUAGCCAGUCUCGAUGCCCUAAUGCACGUGGGAAAGCGCGCAUGCAUGAAAAAGUAAACCUCAAACUUUCUGCGCUCUCACUUUUCUCUGCGACCACUGCGAGCUCUGUCAAAUCUGUCAGAUCAGUCAGUGUCCUGUUCCAACAAUAUCAUCAAUUCAUCAUCAGCCUAGGAGCCGCAGUGAGUAGCAGUUGCUCCAAGAGUCCAGAGUACGAAGUCCCACGCCACCUAGGACGUUCGUUCUCUUAAAGCCUGUGAAAAGAGUGGAUGGAUUUCCAGACCUGAUGUUCCGGAUCUACUCACUCUAUUCCACAUAUCCAAAACACCAAACACGGCUAACACAGUAGACAGUCUUCAUCGAUCCAAUUACGUUGCAAAAGCAUAUAAGCUGCAUGAAAGUGGUGGAUCACAAGCUACUAGGACCCAUACUACAAGUCAUGCGUAUACCGUGUUCCAUUAGGUGCGUACGAGCGAGAAAGACAGAUUCUGACCAGCACAUCCGGCGGGCAUUGCUCUCGAGCAAGUCUCAAGCGAGGCACAGUGCAUGUAAUGCUGCAAGCCCAGUAGGCACGGGAGCCCAACCCGGGCCUUCAAUCGGCAGACCAAACCUCCCUUACCUCAUCGGAGAAUCACUUCGAUCCUCAUUUAUCACCUAGGUCAAACGCAGGUCUCGAUAACAAUCUAGUAUGUUUGUGCACAAAUAAGUAUAUUAUACAAUUCAGAACCUUGGGUCUUGCAAGGUCCUGCUGUUGACAUUUCGGCCUUCAUAGAGGACGCUGACUUUGUUCCUGCUGCCAACGUGCAGAGUCAACCAUUAAACUGACUACAUUCAGUGGUCGGUGUCUUCAAUUUCUCUGUUUACUCAUCGAUCCCUCGGCAUGCGAAGUUCUUGAGAGUAGUGGAAUGAUAUAACAAAAUUGCUUUAUGUUUUUACUAGAAGAAUAAGUCGUCAAUUUUAUGUUUCUGUCAGUGCGGUGGUCAGUACUGUUCGUUAAAGCUUCGUGAUGCAAUUGAGAGAGUUUGAGACAAACAAAAUCGCACUACUGACGGAAUCAGUGUCUGCUUUUGGACAUUGUCAAUCUUCUUUUUCUACAUGUUACUCUGUAUAACUCAGGCCACUCACGUCUGAUCCAAUCAUAUCCAAUCGAUCCCUCCUCUUUUCAUUCUCCACCGUCUUCGCUGAAGAGGUUAUUCUUUCACUAACAUCAGUCUCCGAAACGAAAGAGGUCUCGAGGAUAAGUGAUUAUUUCUUUAGUAUGUCAUGAACAUGCUGACAACGUUCUUCUCGAACAUUCCAUUCUCUGUCACCAGAUCAAAAGUAGCUCGCAUCUAGAUGAGUGAGAUGAAAAUGAAAGAAAACCGAUGAAGUUAGUAGCAAGUACGACCAGCACAGUUACCAGUGAAUCCAGGUUUAGUAGCCUGUACAGAAAUCAGGUUCAGAGAUGAGCUGCUGUUAGGCUCCUUCUCGUGCUGCAGUGCCGUGUAAACUUCUAUCUGUUAAGUUUCAUCUCACAUCAGUUCUAUUAGCCUUGUCGUGAACGCCCCCAGACAGCAUUGCGUCUCCUGCCGAUCCUACCUCGACGUUGUACGCGUUCGAAGACGGAGGACGCGACAACACCUUCUAUCAGCUGAAGUUUUGCACUAAGGAUUUGUGGUUUGUUACAGUUCUCCUUGCGAUGCGUUACAUUCGCAAAGUGGGUCGGUCACCUUUGCUCGACGCGGCGCAUUUGGAUUGACCGCUGGAUUUGAAUGAGAGAAAAAUUGAUCUCAAGACCUAGAACCUGGCAGAAAACCUAUUCCUUCGUCCAUCAUUCGAAGUGUAGAGGCAUUAGUUGAUCAUAUUCAUCUAGGUUCUGUCGAGAAAGGUGAGACAUUCCAUCUCUCAUGAUAAAUGACCCGUCAUCUGGACACUUUCUCUUCGGGAAUUAUGACUCUGAAUGAACCCUGAAGCAUGACAGCUUUUGAAACUUCGAAAAUCUCAACCCAUGUGAGCCCAGUACCUUUACUUCCGUUAAGUGUUGGUCAUUCACCUGGUUUGUGCUCGUUGCGCAUGUUCUCUACCAGGAUCAAUUAAACGGUUUUAAAACAACACUUCAAGUUCUGCCUCAUAGUGUAUGAGGUGGAUCAUAAACUGAAAUGAAAAUAAGUGAAAAUGAAUAAGGAGA
Molecule: messenger RNA, 2685 nt
Organism: Marchantia polymorpha subsp. ruderalis
Lineage: Eukaryota; Viridiplantae; Streptophyta; Marchantiopsida; Marchantiales; Marchantiaceae
Source: the annotation of a GenBank genome assembly